AUGUUGUCAUGUCAGUACACUGCGUCCACCGCGGAGACCUUUGAUUCGUUCAUCUGCCAGAACGCCUGCAUCAUCGUCAGUGGCAAGAAGCAUCGCGUACCAAAAGCCCCUACUCGCGAGGCCAACGGUGGCCUGGGCUUGAUGGUCAUAUUUGGCGACAUUGUGGUAGUACCCGCGGACCCGGAGGGCAAGGUGAACCUCGUCGGGCGCAUCGCCGUCCUCGGCUCACACGAGUCCAAGGCCGUCACCUCGUCCUUUGUUUACCCCACCGUUCCGUUCGUAUUGCGCUCUUGA
Molecule: messenger RNA, 294 nt
Organism: Epithele typhae
Lineage: Eukaryota; Fungi; Basidiomycota; Agaricomycetes; Polyporales; Epitheliaceae
Exons: 4
Coding region: 1-294 (97 amino acids)
Source: RefSeq, a predicted model, not a curated record